Messenger RNA from Colletotrichum orchidophilum, 408 nucleotides. RefSeq lists its product as uncharacterized. The transcript is spliced from 3 exons. The coding region runs from base 1 to 408 and encodes 135 amino acids. NCBI's taxonomy places the organism in Eukaryota, Fungi, Ascomycota, Sordariomycetes, Glomerellales, Glomerellaceae. The record is from RefSeq and is a predicted model, not a curated record.
AUGGCCUCACAGCCGCCGCCGGGCACCGGACUGAUGUCGGUCGACACAGCCGACCCCGAACUAGGCUCCGGGACAUCUCCGGAGCCGAACUCCACUUCAGGAGCCAAGCGACGCCGCGACACGGAGGCUCAGCCGCCUCGGCCCAGCCUAACGCGAGGCCAGCUUGACGCCACCAACGCGCCCCUCCCUCGGCAAAGGGCGCUGCAACCUCUACAGCAAGUGCUCCGACCGGGUCCGCUACAGGCGUCGUCGCCAGCUCUGACGUCACGAGACGGCCCCAACAGCGGCCCGGAGCUGGGCGGCUGUCGCUGCACCGAUGGCGGGCUCCACCUCUGCAGCGACCGGAGCGGCCAGAGCUCUGCCCGCCCAAAGGCCCCUCUCUCGGCCCAGGAUCGGCCGCAGGCGUAG